CUAAUAAGCAAGAUGUCUACUAAUGAGAAUGCCAACGUAGCAGCAGCUCGCUUGAACAGAUUCAAGAACAAAGGAAAGGACACUACAGAAAUGAGAAGGCGGCGUAUUGAAGUCAAUGUAGAGCUGAGGAAAGCUAAGAAAGAUGACCAGAUGCUUAAAAGAAGAAAUGUUAGCACUUUACCAGAUGAUGCUACUUCUCCCCUUCAGGAAAACAGGAGCAAUCAGGUUUCAGCACACUGGUCAGUUGAAGAAAUAGUCAAAGGAGUUAACAGUAAUAAUAUGGAGCUUCAGCUACAGGCUACUCAAGCUGCCAGGAAACUCCUCUCGAGAGAGAAGCAGCCCCCCAUAGACAACAUAAUUCGGGCUGGUUUGAUUCCAAAGUUUGUCUCCUUCUUGGGCAGAGCAGACUGUAGUCCUAUUCAGUUUGAAUCUGCCUGGGCCCUUACCAACAUCGCUUCUGGCACGUCAGAACAAACAAAGGCCGUGGUGGAUGGAGGGGCUAUUCCAGCCUUUAUUUCACUGCUGGCCUCUCCCCAUACUCACAUCAGUGAACAGGCUGUGUGGGCGUUAGGAAAUAUUGCAGGGGAUGGCUCUACCUAUAGAGAUCUGGUUAUUAAAUUUGGUGCAAUCGAGCCGCUGCUGAGUCUACUAGCUGUUCCUGAUCUCUCUUCUUUGGCCUCUGGCUAUUUACGCAACGUUACCUGGACUCUCUCAAACCUGUGUCGCAAUAAGAAUCCUGCGCCACCCAUAGAAGCUAUUGAGCAGAUUCUUCCAACUCUUGUUCGGCUCUUGCACCACGAUGAUCAUGAGGUGUUGGCAGACACGUGCUGGGCACUUUCCUAUCUAACAGAUGGUUCUAAUGACAGGAUAGAAGUUGUAGUGAAAACCGGAUUGGUGCCACAACUUGUGAAACUCCUGGGAUGCAGUGAACUGCCAAUAAUGACUCCUUCACUAAGAGCCAUAGGAAAUAUUGUCACUGGUACCGAUGAGCAGACGCAGAUUGUCAUUGACUCGGGAGCGCUCUCUGUCUUUCCAAGUCUUCUUUCUCAUCAUAAAAGCAACAUUCAGAAAGAAGCAGCAUGGACAAUGUCCAAUAUCACUGCUGGACGGCAGGACCAGAUUCAGCGAGUUGUAGACCACGGUCUUGUACCUUACCUCAUUGGUAUUCUGAGGAAGGGGGAUUUCAAAUCUCAAAAGGAAGCUGUGUGGGCCGUGACUAACUACACCAGCGGUGGAACAAUUGACCAGAUCGUGUAUCUCGUUCAGGCUGGUGUUGUUGAACCCCUGCUGAAUCUCCUCUCAGCUAAAGACAGCAAAACUGUGCUAGUGAUCCUGGAUGCCAUUUCUAAUAUCUUCUUGGCUGCUGAGAAGAUCAAUGAGACUGAAAAACUUUGCCUCAUGAUUGAGGAGUGUGGGGGUCUAGACAAAAUUGAAGCUCUCCAGUCGCAUGAAAACGAACAAGUGUACAAAGCCUCAUCCACCCUGAUUGAGAAAUACUUCUCAGCAGAAGAGGAGGAAGACCAAAACGUUGUACCAGAAUCUACUGCUGCCAGCUACACUUUCCAAAUUCAGGGCAAUGCUCCAGAUACUUUCAACUUCUAG
Nipponia nippon (crested ibis) is the source of this 1602-nucleotide messenger RNA. Lineage: Eukaryota; Metazoa; Chordata; Aves; Pelecaniformes; Threskiornithidae. The record is from RefSeq and is a predicted model, not a curated record.